AUGUGGAGUCUGAUAAUGCUGCCUGCAGUAAGGAGGAGUUUCGGGGAACAUGAAAUGGGAAGGCCUGAAGAGCAAGGAGGCACAGAGUCGGUACCUCCCAGAUUAGAUCUGCAGUUGAAGUCUCACUCCAUGUUCCUGAAAGAUGCCCUUUCCACAGGACACCUGAGCCCCACUGCCUGCACCCUGAGGAAGCACAAGACGAAUAGGAAGCCCCGAACCCCGUUCACCACUUCCCAGCUGCUGGCUCUGGAGCGCAAGUUCCGCCAGAAGCAGUAUCUGUCCAUCGCCGAGAGAGCAGAGUUCUCCAGCUCCCUCAACCUCACAGAGACCCAGGUCAAAAUCUGGUUCCAGAAUCGGAGGGCCAAGGCCAAGAGACUGCAGGAGGCUGAGCUAGAGAAGCUCAAAAUGGCAGCGAAGCCCAUGUUGCCGUCGGGGUUCAGCCUCCCUUUCCCCAUCAACUCUCCCAUCCAGGCUGCCUCACUGUAUGGAACAUCCUACCCUUUUCACAGACCUGUGCUUCCUAUCCCACCCGUUGGACUCUAUGCUACUCCCGUUGGAUAUAGCAUGUACCACUUAUCCUAA
Messenger RNA from Egretta garzetta (little egret), 582 nucleotides. RefSeq names its product msh homeobox 2 (gene MSX2). The record is from RefSeq and is a predicted model, not a curated record. The coding region runs from base 1 to 582 and encodes 193 amino acids. Gene Ontology annotation, biological process: regulation of transcription by RNA polymerase II; embryonic morphogenesis. The transcript has 2 exons. NCBI's taxonomy places the organism in Eukaryota, Metazoa, Chordata, Aves, Pelecaniformes, Ardeidae. Gene Ontology annotation, molecular function: RNA polymerase II transcription regulatory region sequence-specific DNA binding; DNA-binding transcription factor activity, RNA polymerase II-specific. Gene Ontology annotation, cellular component: nucleus.